Acanthosepion pharaonis is the source of this 1947-nucleotide messenger RNA. The record is from the annotation of a GenBank genome assembly. Lineage: Eukaryota; Metazoa; Mollusca; Cephalopoda; Sepiida; Sepiidae.
AUGUAUUUUCUUUCUCUCUUUUUACUUCCAUUUCUUUCUUUUCUUUUUUCACCUUUUUACCUUUUUCUCCUUGAUAUGCUCUCUUUUUUGAAAUACUCCUUUUCUGUCAUCUGUAUAUUGCUUCUCUUUCCCUUUUCUUUCAGUCUUUUAUACUUGUUGCUCUAUCUUUACUUCCAAAUUUUCCUCACAAUUCUUUAUGUCAUUCUUUUCCCCACUCUCCUCUGUCUUCUUAUCUUUUGGCUUGCCAUUUUUAUUUUUAAUGGUUUUCCUUUUCUUUUUCCUUUUCUUCUACUUUCUUUCCUUGUCUCUAUUUUUAUUCCAUCUUUUUCUACUUUUUUGGCUCACUCUCUCUCCCAUACUUCUUUUCUUGAUCACAUUUUCAACAUCUUUUCUGUUUUUUACUUUCUUUCCUCUUUUUUUUUUCUUAUUUCAAUUCACAUGCUCUUCUUCUCUUGCUCCUAUUUAAUCUCUCUGUAUUUUUAUUGUUCUAUUCAGUUUUAUCACAUUUUCCAUUUUUCUCUAUCUCAGUCUCUUCAGUUGUAUUCACUUUAUUUUUCUUUUAAUUUUAAGCCUUUUCCUUUUACUAGUCAGUCUUUUAAAUUUCAACUUCAUUUCUCACUCUCUCUCUUUAUUCUCCUUUCAUAUUAUUUUUUAAAUCUUCCAUUUUGUCAUAGCCUCUUUUCUUAUUCUUUCUAUUCAAUUCUCUUUUUUAUAAAUGAAUCUUUAUCCAUUACAAUUUUAUUUGUUUUCUUCACAUUCUUCCAUCUCUUUUUCAUUUUAUCACACUUGUUGCAUUUUUGUUUUCUAUACAUUUCUCUCUUUUAUAUUCUUUCUCUUUACAUAUUUCCCUAUUAUCUCAUUUUUUUUAGUUUCAAUUGGCUUUACGUUUUCUUCAAAUUUUUCCUUUUUUUAUUCUUCACUUUACUCUCUCUCUCUCUCUCUCUCUCUCCAAAUCUCCUCACUCAUAUUUUCCAAUUAUUUCUCCAUUCCGACACUUUCUGUUUUCCCUCUCCUCUUACUUAUAUGACUCAGAUGUCUUUCUGUUUACUCUUUAGAAGUCUCUCAUUUCUCUUUCACAUAUUUAUUAUUAUUAUUAUUAAUGCUCUCUUUGUCAUUCUCUUUCUCUCUCUCUCUCUCUCUCUCUUUAAGGCUGAGAUGGUGGGUGGCAAGUACUUUUCAUACCAUCCUCCCACUAUCUUCAUAAAACUUCCUCCUCCUUUCAUUUCUCCUACCAUUCCACUUUUUAAUGUUAUGUCUGUUCACUUCCUCUUCUUUUCCUGCCUCACCCUUCUUUCAUCUCUGGUUUUGAGCAUUAGUCAGAGCUUAUUCUGUCACAUUUUCUUUUCAAGUGUUUCUCUCUCUUUCUUUCUCUCUCCAUUUUUCACUCUCUUUCUUUCUCUCUCUCUCUCUCUCUCUCUCUUUCACUAUCUCUUUCUUCCUCAAGCUCCUAUCAUGUUUCAUUCCCUUUUCAUUUUUUUAGUAUUUCCUCAAUUUUUCUUUACAGCUUUAUUCUCCUUUUCUUUUACUCAUAACAUUUGUCUUGGAUAUUGUAUUGUUUAUCUCUUACUUUCUCUUAAUUCUCAUUUGCUUUCUCAAUUUUCCCCUUCAUCUCUGUCAUUAACACUUACACUUCUGUCAAUUCUUCCUUUCCUUGCUCUCCUUUUGCCACUUCAAUUUCAUUUCUCGUUUCCCUCUCUUUUUUUUAUAACUUUUUUUUUACUCUCCCACAUUAGUUUAACUUGUUUUUACAGCUCUCAGUGUCAAUUGUCACUUAUUUCUUAUUUUCUGUCUAAAAUAAGCUUUUUUUUUUCACUUCCUCAUCCACCUUCUUUUUGUCAUAUUUAUUACUUUCUGUUUAACAUUUUUCUUUUGUUCCUUACAUUCUCUUUCUAUUUAAUUCUCUUUUAUUCUCAUCUUUCAUUGUGGCAAAUAUUCUUUUCUUUAUGA